UUCUUUUGAUUUUAACUAUCAGACUGAAUCGGGACUGUUACUGAUGACCGAAACCUAGUCCGGCAAAUAGUCAAACUCAUGUCACAAUGGAAGAAGGCAGAGAGAACCCGAUGUAUUCAAGAUGGCGACCAUACUGCGGGUGAAACGAAAAAGGAACGAAGAUCCUGUAGAGAAUAUUGUAGUGUCGUGUAAAAAGAUCAAAUCAGAGGUUCAUGACAGUAGAAAUCACGAGGAAAAAGAUAUCCAGAGUUCUUUAAAGUUUGCUGGGACGGUCACCUCUAAGGAAGAGGUUAUAUCAAAGCACAUCAGAGAUGCCAUCCGAAAAGACAAAUUACAGAAGGAAUACAAAAGGCACCAGCCUGGUGGUUUACAAAGGAGUAGGCAGCAUAAAAGGGAGUCCUCAAAAGCCAAUAGGUUUAAUAUAACAUCAACUUUCAGAGCGUUAGACCUAGCUGCUCUUGAUAAGGAAAAAGAAGAUGGCAGAGAAAAUAAAAAAUCUCUGAAUUCCCAUGGUGAUGUAUGUGAACUGUGUAUGAAAGAAUGUGAAAAAAGCAUACAAAACAAAAAUAGCAGUCAGCCUACAGAAAAAAAUGAAAAAGAACCAGUUAUGUGCAAUUGUGAAAAAAAGAAAUCUGUUAAAUGUGUUCGUGAGGAAUCAUCAAGUGGACUUAAUUUUGCAGUAAAUGGUGCCCAAGCCACCGAAAAAGUAUAUCAUCUGUACGACAUAGAAGUUACACGGUCAAAUCUGCCAACAUUUGAGUCAUUAAUGCAGGAGGCUCAAAAUGCUAGCUUUGUUACGUGUAAUUCUGUUCAAAUGGUGCAUGAACAAGUGCCGGAAGAAGACAGGGAAGAGGAUUAUGUGUAUGAUUUAUAUUACACCAACAGUCGAGAUUUCAACCUCCAGUUAUUAGAGAGCUCCUUGAUGAUUAACUCCAUUAAUAUGGACAGUCAUGUAAAUGGACACAACGGAGAGGAGGACCAUGAGGUGUAUGAGGAUGAGGAUGAUGAAAAUGAGGAAGAUAACUGGAGGAAUGAUUAUCCUGAGGAGGAUCCAAGGUUUUUUGAGAAUGGGGAUGUUGACUAUGUCUAUGGAAAUGGCUUUGAUGACUAUCAGUCCUUUGAUUAUGAUGACAGAGGUCUUGUGGAGUGGAUGUCAUCUAGAUGCAAUAUAGAGGAUGAGAGUGAUGAAUCAUCUAGUGAAGAUACUGAGGAGGCAAGCUUCACUGGCUAUGAGCAAUACAAACAUCGGGUGAUCAAAGAAUUAAAAUUGGACCAUUCUUAAAGGGACUGGUUCACGAUUUUUGAACGAAAUAUUUUUUAUUUUUUAUGUGAAACAUUAAGAAUAUAACUCAUUUAAUGUUGACAGCCAACAUUUUGACCUUCUGAAUGCAAAAAUAAAGGCAAUAUUUUAGCCUCAAAUCUGUGUUAUGUAAACAAAGACUCGAGUCUUUUCAUGUAUACAAACACACCAGUGAAAUGUUAAUUUUGUAAUAUAAAGCAUCAAAAUUUUGCAUAGUCACAAAUUUUAACUUUUAGAUGACACAUUUUACCCGAAGAAUGCUUGAAAUGUGAAAGAUAAAUCAACUUAGAUCGAUAACCAUUUCUUUUAAAAAUUUCGUAAACAAAAACAUACCGCAAUCUUUGUUUACAAAACAAACAAUGAACUCUCUAAAAUGAGCUUCUGUGAUAAUGUAUAACCUUAAUUUUUGUGUGAAAUCUUUUAAACACAUUAGACAGUAGAUUCUGAUCAUCAAAAGUGAAAAACAAAAUUUUGGGGAAAAUCGUGAAUCAGUCCCUUUAAGGGGGAAGGAAACAUUUUCCAACAAGAUACAUCAACUACAUGAACUAAGAAGGAUGUGUAUCUACACUUCUAUAGACAGCAGAUUAUGAAGUUAUUUUUAAAUUUGUGCAUUUCUCAAUAAGUAAAGUUAUAAAAAAAAAAUUUUAAAUUUGCUCAACACAAAAUGACUUAUUCAAAAGAGAAAUAUGCAAUUGCUUAUUUUUAAUCAUUUUCUUGUUUAAAUUCAUAAUCAUUUACAACAUUUAGUGUGUAAUAUUGGUAUGUAUUGUGAAAUAAAAAGCAAAUUGAAUGUACUAAAUGUAA
This is a messenger RNA of Ostrea edulis (European flat oyster), 2104 nucleotides long. Its product is annotated as probable RNA polymerase II nuclear localization protein SLC7A6OS. Gene Ontology annotation, biological process: developmental process. The coding region runs from base 122 to 1282 and encodes 386 amino acids. Lineage: Eukaryota; Metazoa; Mollusca; Bivalvia; Ostreida; Ostreidae. The transcript has 5 exons. The record is from RefSeq and is a predicted model, not a curated record.